GGAAUCCUUUAGAGAUGGGAUAGCAGGCCAUGCUAUUCCUGGAAAUAGUUCAUAUUUACCCAGCUGUGGAUUAAAUCACAGCUGAGCAAAACGGAGCUCCUUAAAAUCAAAAUUACCUAUAAAGAAAAACAUCGAAUUUUUAGCGAUGUCCGUACGAUAUACUAAGCAGCAGUUAUGCGAAAUCCUUAAGGCUGCCAGUGUCGGCUCCCAGCCCAGCGAUAUGGGCCCGGGGAGUCCUGACGAUGAGCCCAGCACCUCGGGGCUGGGCCAGCAGGAGAAGGAUGUCGCGGGGCUACAAUCGAAGGUGGUGAAGCAGGCCAUCGAGAGCCCUGUGCCGCAACGCCAGAUCUCGGCCGACGGCAACAUUUGUCUGGAUCUGGAGAGCGGUGCCCGAAAUCUGUCCAACAUUCGCCCGGACGACUGGAACUGCUGGACUGAAGGCAACAACAGCGAUGCGCUGUUUACGGAUUCAUCGGCCGUUCCGGUGGAUCUUGUCCGUUCGAUGGUCCCCAAUCGCCGUGAGAGCUUCUGCAAGGCCUUUUUCAGCAGCCUCUGUGACUGGAUGAAGCGCAUUGCCGCCGGCUUCGGUCUGACUCCCCAGGAGUCGGUCUCGGGCUGGUACAAGCACUGCUGGGACACACUCGGAACCGACGCUCUGGAUCAGCACCAUGGCUUCGGACUGGACAGCAACCCCAAACCAAUCGCCACCUCCACGCCCAUGCGUGCGAACAAUUCUAAAAUUGCUCCAUAACAAUCCACACAGCAUAUUUUUCGCAUUCAAAUUGAUUUCAAUUGAACACCCACACACACCAUAACUCCAUAACAAUCCCAACGGCAUUCAAACUGAUUUCAAUUCAACUCAAAAUAAACUUUAAUGACUAUUCUGA
This is a messenger RNA of Drosophila pseudoobscura, 887 nucleotides long. RefSeq lists its product as uncharacterized. Bases 146 to 751 code for a protein of 201 amino acids. Lineage: Eukaryota; Metazoa; Arthropoda; Insecta; Diptera; Drosophilidae. The record is from RefSeq and is a predicted model, not a curated record. The transcript has 2 exons.